Molecule: messenger RNA, 1131 nt
Organism: Botrytis byssoidea
Lineage: Eukaryota; Fungi; Ascomycota; Leotiomycetes; Helotiales; Sclerotiniaceae
Exons: 2
Coding region: 222-944 (240 amino acids)
Biological process (GO): protein import into mitochondrial matrix
Cellular component (GO): PAM complex, Tim23 associated import motor
Source: RefSeq, a predicted model, not a curated record
CUGAAUCGUCAGAAUCGUCAUUGUCUUUUCGAGCUGCUCUUACUGCGCUAGCUCAAAACUCAUAAAUAGUACCGCCGCCCUAAGAAAAUAAUAACCGGUUUGAAUCUAUCCAUCAAUAUCAAAAUACCAGGAUCAACAAACAAGCACUCAAGAAAGCUUUCAAUUUUCGUCAUCACCACAAAAACUCACCAGAAGUUGCAAUCACUUCUCUCUCUAUCACAAUGCUGUUUUCAGCGCCAACAUUAAGAACAGCAGCAGCUAGCUGCCGCAUACAACCAUCGUUCCUCACAUCAUGCACCUAUCAAACUGCAUCAACUACCCCUCUUCGCACUCCGGAUACUCAAACCCCAAGCUCGCGACGUCGAGCUCUGGUCCCUAAAUAUAAACGCAAUGUCACAUUCCAAUCGAGUGCCUCUUCUACCCGUUCUGCAUCCACAACUGCAUCUUCAUCACCAACCAAAACCUCAAAGUCCAGCGCUGCGCAAACCGAAGUUCUAGAUUGGAACACAUUUUUCAAGCUCCGUCGAACCCGUCGCUGGUUCCAACUCGGUUCUUCCCUCGGCACGGGAUUCGGUGGUUUCGCAAUUGGUGCGCAGAUUCUUACACAUACGGAUAUGGAUGCACUGGUGGGACAAAUUCCAUUGGAUCCAUUCAUUACAUUAGGAUUAGUAACAUUCGCAUGUGGAGGAGCUGGGUGGUUGACCGGACCAAUUUUGGGGACUGCGGCAUUCAAUGUGAAGAACAGAAAGUUUAGACAGCAGAUGGAUAUUAAAGAGAAAGAGUUUUAUGCGAGGGUUAAGAAGUAUAGGGUGGACCCUAGUGCGAGUUCAAUGGCGAAUCCGGUGCCUGAUUAUUACGGCGAGAAAAUCUCAAGUGUAGUCGGUUAUAGGCAAUGGUUGAAGGAUCAAAGAGCUUUCAACAGGAAACGACAAACAUACGUGUAAAACUCAAUUCAGCUAGGAACGCAUAGGAAAAUGGUGGAAUGAAUGGAGGGUUGUAAUGAUUAUUGUUUUUUAUGGCAAGCAAGGACAUCAACUUAGCAAGCAGUUGUACCAUUUUGGCGUUCAUGGAACCACUCCUUAUGGUGCUUCACAUUAUGCAUUUUUCGCACACAAUACCAACUCAAAUAUC